AGCUCGACCAUCCACUUUCCGCCUACGCGACCGAGUAGUUCAUUCGACAAACAAUUAAUUUGCGGGAAUGGUUUUACGAAUUGGCAGUCUUGCUUCUUACACCGCGAGAAGCAGAGUCUUUGCAUGCCGGAGUUGUGUGUCAUCGAGGCGGCAUCUAUCAAGCUCAUCCCAACAUGAUCCUCUGCGUGUUCUCUUCUGCGGCGCAGAUGAGUUUAGUAUAUUCUCACUGAAAGCGCUAAACAAGAUUAAAGAAGAACAUCCGGACAAGGUAGCUUCUAUCGAUGUAGUAUGUAGGAAGGACAAGCGCGUUGGUCGAGGACUGAAGCAGAUCCGCGAAGUACCAAUCAAGAGCGUGGCAGUUUCUGAACUUGGCCUCAAUGUACAUCAAAUUGAUACGUUCACUGGUUGGACGCCUCCCCAAAUCCAUGAUCAACCUUUCAACAUGGUGGUCGCAGUUUCCUUUGGCUUGCUAGUACCGCCGCGAAUUCUCAACGCUACCAAAUACGGUGGCCUCAACGUACACCCCUCAAUGCUUCCCGAUCUACCUGGUCCAGCUCCUCUACAUCAUACCUUACUACGACGCCUAAACAAGACCGGUGUGACGCUCCAAACACUGCAUCCGAAGCAUUUCGAUCAGGGUAGAAUCAUUGAUCAGACCCGUACACCAGGAUUGUCGAUUCCUGAUGAAGCAUCCGCCACUUUAGACUCAUUGCUUUCCUGGAUUGGUCCGCUCGGUGCUGAGAUGCUCUACACCAAUAUCAUGAAUGGCGCUUUCGCCUCAGACAUCGACAUCAGACCCGCGACUAGUCGGAGUCUCAAAAACACGAAAAGUGAUUUGUUCGGUCAGCUUGACGGAUCAGCAGAUUAUCCUCGCCAUGCUAGGAAAAUUGUACCGGAGGACCGACAUGUAAACUUCCGUUGGCCUUCUUCUGAAAUUCUCCUCAGAGAUCGUGUGCUCGGCCGUCUGUUCGCAUUAGACACAGGUCUUGCACCUACUAAAAGAAUCACAUUCCACGGAUUCGAGGACACAACCGAUGCGUGUUGGGAACAAGUUCAAGCCAAAGGACCAAUCCUCAGGAUUGGCAAUCACCCUCUCGAUCCCGGCGCUAUCUCAAUUUUCAGACACGACACGGAGAAAUACAUAUACCUCCGUACCAAAGAUGGCUGGGUCAGUCCAACGGAGGUCACAGUUGAAGGAAGUCCCAAACAGAAAGCGAGCGUUCUCUACGAGAAAUUGAGGCAGACUAUGCCUGUGACCUGUUGUUAGAGCAGUUGCCUAUCAUAGGAGACACCGACUCGAUCAGAAGCAAUUCCGACACUUACCCUAAAGGGUUUCAUGCUAUCAAAAUGCACAAUUAUAUUUCAGAUUGCAACACUUGGUCGAGAGAUAGAGUAUCAAAUUUGAAGCAACUGUCGAGACCUGGUCUACGAGCUUUUCGAAAGGGUUUCUCUCUUUGUACGGAACCCACUUCAUUUCUCGAAAAUACCGUACCA
This is a messenger RNA of Aureobasidium subglaciale EXF-2481, 1494 nucleotides long. RefSeq lists its product as uncharacterized. The transcript is spliced from 3 exons. The record is from RefSeq and is a predicted model, not a curated record. Lineage: Eukaryota; Fungi; Ascomycota; Dothideomycetes; Dothideales; Saccotheciaceae. Bases 68 to 1267 code for a protein of 399 amino acids. Gene Ontology annotation, cellular component: mitochondrion. Gene Ontology annotation, biological process: conversion of methionyl-tRNA to N-formyl-methionyl-tRNA; biosynthetic process. Gene Ontology annotation, molecular function: methionyl-tRNA formyltransferase activity.